CUGUCAACUGCUGCUCCUGUUAGCAAUUUGUCUAUAGCCUGCCUGCCUGUCUCUCCUCUCGUGUCUGUGUCUGUGUCUGUGGUGUUGAAAGAGAGAUGAAAAGUGCCAAGUGGAGAGUUAAAAUCGCCGCGAUCAUCAUCAUCCUUGUGUCUGCCUUUCUCACCUUUCUCAGCGCUCUCCUGAUCAGGACCUACACGUUCGACCCGGCCGGUCAGCCGGCGUCCAGCUCGCCCGGCGGCGCGGGGAGCGGUCUGGCCGCUAACUUCAGCCUGGAGGAGAGGACGCUGCUGCUCAGCCACUUGAAAGGGGCGCUCCGCAUUCCCACCGUGACCCGCAGCCCCAGCGACUGGAACACCCUCGCCCUGGAGGAGUUUGGAGACUUGCUGCCCAGAGUAUUUCCUACUGUGUUCUCCUCGAACCUUGUGAAACAUGAAGUUAUCGCUAACUACAGUCACUUGUUCACUGUACGUGGGUCAAAUGACAGUCUCCAGCCGUACAUGCUGAUUGCCCACCUGGAUGUGGUCCCUGCACUGGCAGAAGAUUGGGAGGUGCCUCCAUUCUCCGCAGAGGAGCGGAAUGGCUAUUUAUAUGGACGUGGAGCAAUGGACGAUAAAUCAUCUGUUAUGGGAAUUCUCCAAGGUCUGGAAUUCCUGUUGAAACGAGGGUACAAACCUUGUCGAACGUUCUAUAUUGGAAUUGGGCAUGAUGAAGAGGUUGGAGGAAACAGUGGAGCCAGGAACAUAGCAACAGUUCUGCAAUCCAGAGGAGUAAAGCUCUCCUUCCUUCUGGAUGAAGGCUCAGCUAUACUCAGUGGAAUCAUACCAGGACUGGACAAACAGGCUGCAAUUAUAGCUACCUCUGAAAAAGGAUAUGUUACCAUUAGUCUGAGCGUGAGCAUGGCCACUGGCCAUUCCUCAAUGCCAGCGAAGGAGUCCAGCAUUGGAAUCUUGGCAGCUGCGGUGUCCAAAUUGGAAAAUAACCCAAUGCCCAGAAUGCUUGGUCAAGGACCAGAGCGUGGACUGCUUGAACACCUGAGUCCUCAGCUUCGUUUCCCUCUGAAUGUCGUCAUGGCCAACCUGUGGUUGUUUGCUCCACUUGUCAGCAGAAUGAUGGAGAACAAACCAAGUACGAACAGUCUUGUCCGGACGACCACUGCAGUGACAGAGUUUCAUGCUGGAGUUAAGGCAAACGUGAUUGCUCCUUUCGCGAGGGCGACAGUGAAUUUCCGCCUCCACCCUGUGCACACAAUGGAAGAGCUUCUCCAUCAAGUUCAAAGUAUUAUUUCUGAUGAACGAGUGAAGAUUGAAGUUCUACAGCACCAUCCCUCGCUCCCGUUGAGUUCUUACAAUGACAACUCAUUUGGGUAUCAGGUCAUCAAAGGAACAAUUCGAGACGUUUUCCCUGCAGUAGCCAUUGCUCCAGGUCUCUGUAUUGCGGGCACAGAUACCAGACACUACCUGAACCUGACCAGGGAACUCUAUAGAUUUACACCAAUGAUGGUGAAGCAAGAGGACCUAUCUCGGAUACACGGUGUGAAUGAAAGACUAUCUGUAAAGAACUAUGAAGAAAUUGUCAAGUUUUACUUCCGUCUAAUGCAGUAUUCUGAUUUUUGGAAACUACCGUUUCCUCACAGUGCCUUGGGUGACUUGUAGCGAGUAAGUCCCCAGAUUGACACAGCCUGCUCCAUCCCUGAGGUUUACCAACAUAAUUCAUGUGGGUAUAGUUGGAUUACAUUCCCAUGAAAUCCAGUGAAAAUUCAACUAUGAUUAUCUCUCCCUUAAGGAGAUUUGUCAUUCUUUGUAGACCUUUUUUAAGGGUUGGUGAUGAAGGGAUUAACAGAAAUAAGAAUACUGAAAUACCUCAGUGACUCGGUGUAUGAAACAGGGCUCAUUUUUGGUCGGUGCUGUGUUGGUUUGGUCUGCUUGGACUGGGAAAGAUAAAGGGUGCGUGGGGUCAGGGGAGAAAUCAGCCAGGGUGACCCCUUCCGAGUGCAUUGCAGCAACUUAGAACUGGAAACGUUCGUGUGUGGAUGGGGGAAGGGCAAAGGAAAUUGCUCAUUUAGACUGACUGGCUACAAUGAUAAAGAAGAACCAGAGGGAUUGGAGAAAUACUACCUCCUGUGGAACAGUGGUGCAACACCAUCUACUGCCGAUGUCAUCCAAGAGGCGCAGAGAGCAAAAUUCGGAAGGAAAAUACAUUCUCAAAACAUGCAAAUACCUACAAAUUAACAUUGUCACAUCAAAAUUUGAAAAUAUACGUUUUACUAUUGGCUGAAGAGAAGAAUGAAUAUGUAGUCUUGUCUGAAUUUAUCUGCUUGGCGAAUACUAUCAAACACCUUUUCAGCGAUACCCUUUGUGUAUUUAAAUUUGGUGAUGUUUUCACAGUGAUAUUUAUACAUGGCUGCAUCCCUUGUCUGGGGCAGCCGCACUGUGAAGUGUGUAUUUAAAAAUGAUUUGUUCGGAAAUUAUACACUGUGGAUUGAGGCCCCCUCGUGUCAGGGCAUUCUUCCUUGCCAUUCUUAUGGCUUCAUAACACUAUUCUUAGAUUUACCAGAUAGUAUUAUAAUUAUUACAAUGAUAAAUGAAUAAAACAGAUAUUUGGAACCCA
Messenger RNA from Carcharodon carcharias (great white shark), 2607 nucleotides. RefSeq names its product N-fatty-acyl-amino acid synthase/hydrolase PM20D1-like. The transcript has 12 exons. NCBI's taxonomy places the organism in Eukaryota, Metazoa, Chordata, Chondrichthyes, Lamniformes, Lamnidae. The record is from RefSeq and is a predicted model, not a curated record. Gene Ontology annotation, molecular function: hydrolase activity, acting on carbon-nitrogen (but not peptide) bonds, in linear amides. Bases 96 to 1652 code for a protein of 518 amino acids. Gene Ontology annotation, biological process: amino acid metabolic process.